Schistocerca gregaria is the source of this 671-nucleotide messenger RNA. RefSeq lists its product as uncharacterized. The record is from RefSeq and is a predicted model, not a curated record. The transcript has 4 exons. NCBI's taxonomy places the organism in Eukaryota, Metazoa, Arthropoda, Insecta, Orthoptera, Acrididae. Bases 108 to 671 code for a protein of 187 amino acids.
CUGCGCAUAGCGCCGAGUAAAUGAACCACUGGAUUGUUGUGGCGAUCAGCGGCGGUGUCUAGGCAACAGCCGUUUCCUCUCAGGCUGCGGCUCGGGUCGUUUCCGCGAUGGCCAGGGUGGCGCGGAGGCUGGUGCUGCCUCUGCUCGUGGUCAUGAUCGUGGGGGCCGUGUUCUGCACCGAACGACGCGCCUGCCGCCACCGGAAAGAGCCGUCUGAGGAUGAGCUGCUGGAGGACGAGCCGGAGACCGAAACCAAGGCGGCGCGCUGCCCAACGGCGCCGCUGGACGCGGUGCGAAUCAACGAGGCGGCCGAGCAGGUGCAGCUGGUGGAGACGCGCAAGGGGCCGCCCGCGCGCAUGCGCGGACAGCCGCAGGGCACCGCCGUCGUGGCGACGCGCUGCGGUCAGUGCGACCUGCAGCACGUGAGAGACGAGGAGGGCGUGGAGCUGACGUGCUUCGAGUGCUCGCCCGUGGCGCGCCCCGAGGCCGAGGAGGAGGUGGAGGAGGAGGAGCCGGAGGGCAGCAAGAGGGCGCCCGAGGAGCCCAAGAAGCCCUACCAGGUGUCCGACGGCUUCUUCGAGCUGCUGGAGCAGGCGGCGCGUUACGAGAAGGAGCUGGCUCCUCGCCUCUCUGUUUGUACAUCAGAGAUCGAUUUUGAAAAAUCAGUCUGA